This is a messenger RNA of Salvelinus sp. IW2-2015, 9120 nucleotides long. NCBI's taxonomy places the organism in Eukaryota, Metazoa, Chordata, Actinopteri, Salmoniformes, Salmonidae. The record is from RefSeq and is a predicted model, not a curated record.
GACUUCUGAAUGGUGGAGUCAUUUGUCAGUUACAGGGUGGUCUUGUGAAGUUUUCAUUGAGGAGGAGAAAAGUGUCAUCAUAUGAGGUAAAGCAUAGAGCUGUGCGGGGCUGGGGCGUGCGCGAUGUCUGUUAAAGCUACUCCGAAAGAAAUUAUAGUCACGCUUUUACGCAUUUCCAAGUGUCUUCUCUUACCAAACUAAAGGAGAAUUAAGAAACAGGACGCUUGACAAACUCCGUUAACUAUCCAAGACGGAGAUUAUGAAUAUGCAACUUGCUGACCGUAUUUCAUAAUUGUUUUCUGUUUUAAGCACGGCGCUGGAAUUUGGGCAAGUAUUUAUUUACUAUAAGCGUGGUCCAACCGUUAUCAACAGGUAGCCUAGUGUGGAUAAACUGCAACACUGUUGUUACAACCACAGUUUCCCCCUGUUAGAAAUGGUGUGCUACUCCGCGUAACGAUUGUUAUCCUACUGGCCCAGAUGUUUAGGGUCUUGGAUAUGGGGUGUCGAAACUAAGGGCAGAGGAAGCAGCUGUGCCUAAACUUUUCUCGGCUGUUGGCUAUGGCUUAUCAAAAGCGCUGUUUUGGACUUGGACUUCUAAAAAGGAUGUUGGAGACACCAACGGGACAAUGCCCUGUCACUUGGACUUUGGAGAGAGCUGGACGGGUGCAUUAAGAUUCCCCAAUGCCAGAUAGCAGCGUAUCACAAUAAGACAGCUGCCUGUUUAUAUUUGAUAAAUCUUAAGGAAUGGCUUCCCAGGUGGUGUGCGGACUGAUCUUCAGGCUGCUGCUGCCAGUUUGUCUCGCUGCAGCGUGUCUGUUCCGGUACAAUGCCCUGUCCUUCAUCUACCUCAUCUACCUCCUGCUCAUCCCAUUGUUCCCAGAACCCACCAAAACAACAAUGCGAGGUCACACAGGGCGCCUGCUCAAGUCCCUGUGCUUCACAAGUAUAGCCUUCCUGCUUCUGCACAUCAUCUACCAGGUCACCGUCAACAGUCUGCUAGCAGGAGACAACCUAGAACCCAACUUCAACUGUUCAACAUGGGAGAAGUCGGUUCGACAGCUGGGCUUGGAAAGUGUCCGAGGUGCCGAUGCAGGGAACGGGAUCCGUGUGUUCGUCCCAGACAUCGGCAUGUUCGUGGCGGGCCUGGUCACGUGGCUGCUGUGCCUGAGUCUGGAGGAGAAGCAGCAGGUGAAAGACACGUCGCAGCAGCACAACCCAUCAUUUGAAAAUAAGGAAGACAAGGAGGAGGAGAAAAGGGAGGCGGAGGACGACCUGGUGUUCGAGGAGGAAUUUGAACACGGGGAUGGAGAGAUGACCGGGGACGAGGAGGAGAGCACUAAGAUGAUAAUCCUUCGUCAGAUAGCGGCGGUGGCGUCCAAAGUCAAGGAGAUCAUUGGGAAUCUUAUUACCACUGCAGGGAAAGUAGUGGUCACCAUAUUACUGGGCCUUACAGGCAUCAUGCUGCCCUCCCUGACCUCUGCGGUGUACUUCUUCACCUUCCUGGGCCUGUGUACCUGGUGGUCCUUCUGUCGGACCUUCCACCCGCUCAUUUUCAGCUGUCUGUGUGUCCUCAUGGCCAUCUUCAGUGCUGGACACCUGGUGGUUCUCUACCUCUACCAGUUCCAGCUCUUCCAGGAGCUCAUCCCACCCGGGGAUAGCUACGCCAGUCUGUUUGGCAUCUCGUCUGUGGUACAGACUGACUGUUCCUACACCUGGAUGUUCCGGGUCAACCCGGCGCUGGCCUGGCACCACUAUGUCAACCCCAUCAUGCUGCUGGUGCUCUACUACACCCUGGCCACGCUUAUACGCCUCUGGCUCCAAGACCCCACAGACAUGUUGAAUUCCACCCAAGAUGGAUACAGCACAUCUGAGGUGUUGAUAGUAACCUCCAACGGGUCUCGUCCGGACUAUGUCCCCACCAGCGGGCCGCUGGGACUGGACCAGUACUCCACACCGCAGUACAAACCAGACCAACCAGGGCCAGACCUGGCAGAGAGAAAGGACAGCAGUGUGUAUGAGGUGGCGGGGGUGCGUGGCGAGGGUUCGGGAGAAGAGACAGCGGGAGGGGCGAAGGCGACUGCGCCAGAGGAGGAGGGGGGAUCGCCACGAGCAAACGCCGCGGUAACAACCUUCAGGUUCAUCAUGAAGCAAAGCUACAUCUGUGCUCUCAUCGCAAUGAUGGUGAGUCAGAAGGAGGAGGAGGUGGAUGAGAGCGGUGGCCACAGGGAGAUGAUGCAGGUGCUAGGCAACACGCUCACGGCCAUGCUGAACAAGUACUGGAUCUACAUCUGCGCCGGCAUGUUCUUCUUUGUCAGCUUCCAGGGACGCAUCGUCAUGUACAAGAUCAUCUACAUGAUGCUCCUCCUCUUCUGUGUGGCCUGCUACCAGGUGCACUAUGAGUGGUGGAGGAGGAUGCUGAAGUACUUCUGGAUGUCUGUGGUGUUCUACACCAUGCUGGUCCUCAUCCUGGUCUACACCUUCCAGUUUGACUCCUCCAUCCACGUCUGGUCCAACAUGACCGGCAUGAGUAAAGACAAACUGGAGGACCUGGGUCUGGAGAAGUUCUCUGUCCCGGCUCUGUUCACAAGGAUCUUCCUCCCCACCUCCUUCCUGUUGGUCUGCAUCCUCCACCUGCAUUACUUCCACCAGCACUUCCUCCUGCUCACUGACAUCAAGACGGUGGCCGACAAACAGAAGAGCACAAUCACUAGGCUGGUGCACCUAGAUGGCAGUCUGGCAGACAUCUCUCUGAUCAAACCCACCCUCACUGUGACCACCAAAGAGGAAGAGGCUGGGGAGAAGGUGCAGCUGGAAGAGGAGGAUGAGAAGGAGGAGAAUAGAAGUUAUGAGGAGGAGGAGGAGAUGAGGAGGUAUGAAGAACCACUGGAGCACUGCAGCAAGGCAGAGAGCUACCCCUGCCCCCCCAAAGCACAACCAGAGUCUCCGGUCGACGAGAUGUCAGACCUGAGGAGUAAGUGGUAUCUGGUGGUGGACCGCCUCACGGUGCUCUUCCUCAAGUUCCUGCAGUACUUCCAGCAGCUGCAGCUGACCGUCUGGUGGCUCCUGGAGCUCCACAUCAUCAAGAUUGUCUCCUCCUACAUCCUCUGGGUCUCCAUCAAAGAGGUGUCUCUGUUCAACUACGUGUUCCUGGUGAGUUGGGCGUUCGCCCUGCCCUUCAGUCAGUUCAGGCCCCUGGCAUCCAGCGUCUGUACUGUCUGGACCUGUGUCAUUAUCGUCUGCAAGAUGCUCUACCAACUCACCUCUAUAAACCCCUCUACAUACUCCAACAACUGCUCCAUGCCUCUGAACUACACGGAUGCCCAGAGGAGUGAGAUGGCCCACUCCCUGCUCUACAGCGCCCCUGUGGACCCAGCCAACUGGGUGGGCCUCCGCAAGUUCUCCCCCCUACUGGAGAACCUGAGGAACAACCUGUUGAUACUGGCCCUGCUGGCGUUCGAGGUGACCAUCUACCGUCACCAGGACCUGUACCGCAUGAGGAACAACCUCACCACCCCCGUCACCAGAACCAUCUUCCAUGACAUCACCCGGCAACACCUCGACGACGGCAUCCUCAACUGUGCCAAGUACUUCCUCAACUACUUCUUCUACAARUUCGGCCUGGAGACAUGCUUCCUGUUAGCGGUGAACGUGAUUGGCCAGAGGAUGGACUUCUACGCCAUGCUCCAUGCCUUCGGCCUGAUCGCGGUCAUCUACCGCCGGCGGCGAAAGGCCAUUGCUGAGAUCUGGCCCAAGUACAGCUGCUUCCUGGCCUGCAUGCUCACCUUCCAGUACUUUGUCUGCAUCGGCUUCCCACCGGCCGCCUGCAAAGACUACCCAUGGAGGUUCCCCUCAUCCUCCACAGACUCCAACGUCAUCAAGUGGCUCUAUUUCCCUGACUUCCACACCAAGCCCAACCCCCUGUUCCUGCUCUAUGACUUCAUGCUGCUGCUGUGUGCCUCACUGCAGAGGCGGGUGUUUGAGGAGGAGAACGAGGCUGCCGUGCGCCUCUUGGCCGGGGAUAACGUGGAGAUCUGCAGGGACCUGGACGCCGCCUCCUUCAGUCAGCACAACCCCGUUCCUGACUUCAUCCACUGCAGAUCCUACCUGGACAUGCUGAAGGUGAUCAUGUUCAGCUACCUCUUCUGGUUCGUGCUCACCAUCAUCUUCAUCACGGGCACCACGCGCAUCUCCAUCUUCUGUAUGGGCUACCUGGUGGCCUGCUUCUACUUCCUGCUCUUCGGGGGUGACCUGCUGCUCAAGCCAAUCAAAAGUAUCCUGCACUACUGGGACUUCCUGAUUGCCUACAACGUGUUUGUGAUCACCAUGAAGAACAUACUCUCGAUACUAGCCUGUGGGUACAUAAAAGUCCUGGUCACCGAUCACUGUUGGCUCAUUCAGCUCUUCAGCCUGGCCUGCACUAUAAAGGGCUAUUCUAAACCUGAGCAGCACAGCCACAAGCAGUGUGAGUUGCCUAGCGACGAGGCAGGCAUCAUCUGGGAUAGCAUCUGUUUUGCCUUCCUGUUGCUACAGCGACGUGUUUUCAUGAGCUACUACUUCCUGCACGUAGUCGCCGACAUCCGCUCCUCACAGAUCCUGGCCUCCAGAGGGGCUGAGCUGUUCCAGGCGACCAUAGUGAAAGCUGUCAAAGCCAGGAUCGAAGUGGAGAAAAAGUCUAUGGACCUGCUGAAGAGACAAAUGGACCGCAUCAAGAGUCGGCAGCAGAAGUUCAAGAGAGGCAAGGAGAGGAUGUUGAGCUUGGUGCAGGAAAGCGUAGACGCCAAGGAUGAGGAGGAGGAUGAUGAAGAUAAAGAAAAUACCGACAAAGAGAAGAGCAAGGGGAAGACAAAGAAGCAGUGGUGGAGGCCAUGGGUGGACCAUGCAUCCAUGGUGAGAAGUGGUAACUAUUACCUGUUUGAGACUGACAGUGAAGAAGAGGAGGAAGAGGAGGAUAAAAAGGAGGAAGAGCCACCCAAGAAGUCUGCAUUUCAGUUUGUGUACCAUGCCUGGAUCACCGACUCCAAGACGGCUAUGAAGGAGCGCAGCAAGGAGAAACGCCGCUUCUGGAAGAAAUACACUGAAGGGAGCAGCAGCAAGCCACGGGAAGAGGACCUGAGGGAAGCUGUUCAUGUUGCUGUUGAAGUGGAGGAUCAGAAGGAGAUGGAGGAGAAGAAAGACGGACCAGACAACAUCCUGAAGCGAGUCUUCAACAUUGUCAAAUUCUCCUGGGUGUUGUUCCUGGCCAUGUUGGACAGUUUCACAGCCUGGAUCAACUCGAUGUGUCAGGAACACCUGGACAUCUCCACCGUGCUGCGCAUUGAGCGCUGCAUGCUCACGCACGAGGUCAAAAAGGGGAACAAGCCUUCGCGGGAGAGCAUCCACGUGUACUACCGCAAGCAGAUGUGCAAGGCUGCGUCCAUUGAGUCUGGCCUGGAGAGAACCGAUGAGGAGACGUGCCAGGACUGCAUCCCCCACAAGGCCGAGCGGCAGAGCUGUGUCUAUCUGGAGAGCCAAGACCCUAUGGUGUCUCAUGACAGCCUGUCCAGUGCGUACACAGAGAACGCCCUGCUCUGCUCCUGUCGUUCCACACUGGACCACACUGAUAUGGGUCCUGACAGCAUCCAGAUGCCCAGGACCAGCGAGCGUGCCCAUCCUAAACUCUGCAAGAUGGAAGGCCUAGACCUUGAGUCCACCUCCUCAACCGACAGCAGAGACAGCCAGGCCAGUGAGCACACCCAGUGCAUAGCCACCUGCUCCUGCCAGGGCACCACCAACACCAUCAAAGUGACAGGAGAGGAGCCAGGCCAGGACCUCCAGGACCCACACUCCUCCUACACCGAGACCCCAUCCACCUCCACCUCCAUGGGGCURUACCUGGACCAUGAGGGGAGUCUUCUCUCCAGGUCUAGGGGAAUGGACUGGGACACCCGGGACAGGGUCCUAGAGACCGAACGGGCAGGGUGGGGGAGGGGACCGUGCUACGCCCACCACAGUGAGCUCCAGCUCUACCAGGCAGACCUCUCUGGUACCACCCCCACAGACACAGACAUCCCCCCCUCAUACAGCAGGGCCACGGGCCUGGACAGGGAGGGGGCCGAGCAGGUCUCAUCCAGUAGGACCCAUCAUGAGAAGAGGCUAGUUGUGGUGACGCCCGACGAGAAGUCAGAUUUUCUGUCGGGCGUCACGAGCACCACGUUUCCCUCGCUCACCCACGAGCUGACCGCCAGCGAUCUGCUACGCAAUAGGAUGUUCUACGACGAGGAGCUGGAAGACUCUGAACGUUUCUACGGCAACCAGCCGGCGCUGCUCCAGCUGCUCUAUGCUCUCUACAACAUGCUGGUGGCCCACUCAGAGAUGGUGUGUUUCCUGGUCAUCAUCCUCAACCACAUGAUCUCAGCGUCCGUGGCCACGCUCGUUCUGCCCAUCCUCAUCUUCCUCUGGGCCAUGCUGUCUGUCCCAAGGCCCAGCAAACGCUUCUGGAUGACCGCCAUCGUCUACACAGAGGUCACCAUCGUGAUCAAGUACUUCUUCCAGUUUGGUUUCUUCCCCUUCAACCAGAACAUUGAGCUGGACAUGUCCAAACCCUUCCACCCUCCCAACAUCAUUGGUGUGGAGAAGAGGGAGGGAUACGUGCACUAUGAUCUGGUUCAGCUGCUAGCUCUGUUCUUCCACAGAUCUAUUCUCAAGUGUCAUGGGCUGUGGGACGAGGAUGACCCCAGGGGAGGAGGGGGAGAAACCCCUAAGCAGCACCACCCUGACAGGGAGAAGAGGUCCAGCUCCAGGCGUGUGGAGAAGCAGGCCUCGGGGGGCAGUAGCUCCCUGCUGGAAUCGGUACGCGCCCGCUUCCCCCGCCGCUUCCACUCCCUGUCCACCUCCACCCAGCUGCGCCGCAAGAGCUCCAGCGCCGCCUCCCACCUCUCCCAGCGCACCCUGCGCUCCGGCCACUCCAGAGGAGACAGUGUGAGCUCAAGGCAGAGCCUACGGAGAGGGGACAGUGUGCGGAGUGUCCAGCAGAGGAGCAAGAAGGAGAAGAUCCUGGACAAACUCAGAGAGCAGCUCAUCAAAGCUAAGAGCUUCAUUGUCAAGAAAACUCUAGAGAUGUACAUCCCCAUCCGUCAGUUCUUCUACAACCUGAUCCACCCAGAGUACAGUGCUGUGACAGACGUCUAUGUGCUCAUGUUCCUGGCCGACACUGUGGACUUUAUCAUCAUCGUCUUCGGCUUCUGGGCUUUUGGGAAACACUCUGCCGCAGCUGACAUCACUUCCUCCCUGUCGGAGGACCAGGUUCCCGAGGCCUUCCUGGUGAUGGUACUGAUCCAGUUUGGCACCAUGAUCAUCGACCGAGCACUCUACCUCCGCAAGACUGUCAUGGGAAAAGUCAUCUUUCAGGUCAUCCUGGUGUUCGGCAUCCACUUCUGGAUGUUCUUCAUCUUGCCUGGAGUCACAGAAAGACGGUUCAGUAAGAACACAGUGGCUCAGCUGUGGUACUUUGUCAAGUGCAUCUACUUUGGCCUGUCGGCCUAUCAGAUCCGCUGUGGCUACCCCACCCGUGUCCUGGGCAACUUUCUCACCAAGAGUUACAACUACCUCAACCUAUUCCUCUUCCAAGGGUUCCGUCUGGUCCCGUUCCUGACAGAGCUGCGAGCAGUGAUGGACUGGGUGUGGACGGACACCACUCUCAGCUUGUCCAGCUGGAUCUGUGUAGAGGACAUCUACGCUCACAUCUUUGUUCUCAAGUGCUGGAGGAUGUCAGAGAAGAGGUACCCCCAGCCUCGCGGGCAGAAGAAGAAGAAGGUGGUGAAGUAUGGGAUGGGAGGUUUGAUCGUCAUGCUGCUCAUCUGCAUCGUUUGGUUCCCCCUGCUUUUCAUGUCGCUGGUCAAGUCCGUGGCCGGGGUGGUCAACAAACCUCUGGACGUAUCGGUCACCAUCACCCUGGGAGGCUUUCAGCCCAUCUUCACUAUGAGUGCCCAGCAAAAUCAACUGAAGGACAUCAGCAAAGCAGAUUUUUCAGACUUCAUGAAUUCGUACAACUACAUUCCGUCAGCGAUGCAGUUCUUGGAGGCAUACACGUCAGAGGAUGUGACUGUGGCGGAGCUGGAGGGCAGUUCCAAUUCCUUAUGGACCAUCAGCCCCCCCAGCAGGAAGAACCUUAUGGAUGUUCUCAGCAAGGAGGAAUACUUCCCUGUCACCAUGUCCUGGACCAUCCAGAGGAAUCUCAGUCUUGGAGCCAAAGCUGAAGUUGCGACAGAUAAACAUGUAGCAUACCUUGAUAUGACAACACGACAAGAGUUAGUAGAUCUACUGAAUGGGACCAGAAACCAGGCUGUGGUCAUAGCACAAGUCUUCCCAUGCUUCCUCAGAGCUCCCAGUGACUCCAAUGCCAAACCUAUAGAACAACUCCAUAAAGACAAUGGCUACAAGAACAUCCUGCUCGACCUGGAGAGAACCCACAACAGCAGUGGUGAGAUCCAGGAGUGGUGGAUCGUAGACCAGCCAUCGGCGGGACAGAUCCAGAUGAGGGGUGCGGCGGUGGGGAAGAAGAGAGAGGCAGGCCUCCAGCUCUACGUGUUCAGUGACAAAGUCAGCCCGCCCAGUCUGGGCUUCCUGGCAGGAUACGGGAUCAUGGGCCUGUAUGCGUCGGUGGUGCUGGUCAUCGGCAAGUUUGUGCGCGAGUUCUUCAGCGGCAUCUCCCAUUCCAUCAUGUUCGAGGAGCUGCCCGCCGUGGACCGCAUCCUGAAGCUGUGUACCGACAUCUUCCUGGUCAGAGAGACGGGCGAGCUGGAGCUGGAGGAAGACCUAUAUGCCAAGCUCAUCUUUCUCUACCGCUCACCAGAGACUAUGAUCAAGUGGACCAGGGACCAAAAAACUAAAUGACAGUGCCACCUAGUGGGGGGCAGAGACAUGAAAAAAGCACAAUCCAGCAGGAAGUCGCUAGCUCGCUACGCUCCCUGUAUUUUGGUCGGAUGGUAAUAAGGGACCCUCUCCCUAUCAAGCCUGCCAUGAAAAACAAUGACCUAUACAUGAAAGGUGACUUUGAAGAACAGCGGUGGCUGGUGGCACUUUAAAUUAGGAGGACGCGCUCAUAGUAAUGGCUGGAACGGAAUUAAUUUAGUGGUAUCAAAC